Molecule: messenger RNA, 1510 nt
Organism: Miniopterus natalensis
Lineage: Eukaryota; Metazoa; Chordata; Mammalia; Chiroptera; Miniopteridae
Source: RefSeq, a predicted model, not a curated record
GGACAUGUGCAGUUUUUUGUAUAUUAAGUAUACCUCAGUGAAGCUGAAGGGAAAGAAGAAACAUCAACAUUUCAUGACUUUGUUUUUCUCCUAGAACAUUUAUUUCUUGCCCACCUGAAAGUCUAGAAAAUGGGCCAUGAUUCACAGUCAGGAGGGGAAAUAUCAUGAGAGUCUAUUCUCAUGCCAGUGAGGCCCUAUUUCACAUUCAAAAUUUACCUGCCCACCAGACCCACGAUGAAUGAGCCAUGAAUCAAACUAAAAUGCAGCUUUACCCUCCCAAGUCACCAAGGAGAAGGUGACUGUUAGAGUCUUCACCACCCAAGGGGACAUGCUGGGCUGUGCAACCUGAGACUAACACAGACACGGCCUAAGGCACAAGUCACGUGACAGCUCCCUUGGAGGAAGCUGAAGCAGGAGAGGCACAGAAGAGGUGAUUCGGGAAGAGCUGAAGUGAGGAGUCCUAACACAUCAGGAAAAGGAAGCAAUGUUUCCAGCCAUCUUGAAAAGGUUAACCAGGAAAACAAACUUGGCUAAUUUGAUAAUGGCCCGUUAAUUAGGACAAACAACGACAAGGAAAGAGCACUGCAUGUGAUGACAGCAGCCCUCAGCAGGGUAUAAAAGGGGCCCUGGGGCAAGCAGACUUCCAAACCUUCCAAACUCACCUUCCUAAUCCACCUUCCUGGAAACUCACUCAGAACCUCCACCCUCUGCCACCAUGGUCAACUCGUGUAGUGGAUCUGUCUGCUCCGACCAGGGCUGUGGCCAAGGCUGCGGCCAGGAGACCUGCUGCCGCCCCAGCUGCUGCCAGACCACCUGCUGCAGGACCACCUGCUGCCGCCCCAGCUGCUGUGGCUCCUGCUGUGGCUCCAGCUGCUGCCGCCCCAUCUGCUGCCAGACCACCUGCUGCCGCCCCAGCUGCUGUGUGUCCAGCUGCUGCCGCCCCAGCUGCUGUGGCUCCAGCUGCUGCCGCCCCUCCUGCUGUAGUUCCUGUUGCUGCCGCCCCAUCUGCUGCCAGACCACCUGCUGCAGGACCACCUGCUGCCGCCCCAGCUGCUGUGGCUCCUGCUGUGGCUCCAGCUGCUGCCGCCCCUCCUGCUGCGGUUCCUGUUGCUGCCGCCCCAUCUGCUGCCAGACCACUUGCUGCCGCCCCUCCUGCUGUGUGUCCAGCUGCUGCCGCCCCUCUUGCUGUGGUUCCUGUUGCUGCCGCCCCAUCUGCUGCCAGACCACCUGCUGCCGCCCAGUCUGCUCUAGUGGUUCCUGCUGCUAACCACCCUGACCUGUGCCCACCUCGUUUUUGUCAACCAAUCUUCAUAGUGUAAUCCAACUGAACUGAGCCACAAGAGGCCAACUGUAAAACCUCAGUUCCAACUGAUUCUUAAACUGGCUUUGGCCUCCAAAUAUACACCCCCCCAUGUUACUAUCUCUCUCCCAAAUGAACAAGAAGUUUGAAUUUUCUCUGACUUCUUUCAACCAACAUGUCAUCCCAAUUGAUAUAUUUCUUCCCUGUCAG